AUGACAGAUCCAUCUCCUGUAGGAACUCUAUUGUGCCACGGCCUGCGGUAUAUUGGGCAUCUCGUCACAGCUCAAGCACACGACCAGCCCAUCAUACUCUCCAGAGAAUUGUUUGGCAAGCCUUUUAUGUCUUCGCUGCCCGACAUAUUCAGGGCUAUCUGGGAGUCUCAGGAUGUAUUCCACGCUUAUCCAUCACUUACAUGCGAAGUCGAAGGGCAAAUUAUCGAUUGGCAAGACACAGGGUAUGUCGGAUCCGAUCCGGGCCCAGCUAAUGCAUGGCGUACGAUGAUGGCGGCAACAAUCCCAAAUGGAGGCGUAUCUACGCAAGUUGGCAAUCAUUUUACGAGUGAUCUCCGUCAACAGGGUUAUGUGUUCUGGGAUCAGGUUCGAAUUGCGGAAUGGGGCAUCAGCAGCAACAGCAUUGAUCUCCCUCAUUAUUCUGCGGAUUGGCAGCUGAGGUUACAACUUGCAAUGGUUAGCGCCUUGAAAUGGCGGCCACACUUGUAUUAUAAUACAGGCGUGGGUAGCUGGUGGUACCCAAGAGAAACAGCCCCCUAUCCUGUCGUCCGAUUGCCUCCGAGGCAGUAG
Molecule: messenger RNA, 588 nt
Organism: Aspergillus luchuensis
Lineage: Eukaryota; Fungi; Ascomycota; Eurotiomycetes; Eurotiales; Aspergillaceae
Exons: 2
Coding region: 1-588 (195 amino acids)
Source: RefSeq, a predicted model, not a curated record